AUGUUCAUGGACGGGGCGCAGGCCGACCUGCUCCAGCGCAUGGAGCGCACCCUUCAGGAGGCCAUCGGGGGCCACGCGAGGGUCCAAGCGCGCGCGAAGUGGCUGACGGGGAAGCCGGAGGGACGAGCGAAGGAGCACAUCUUCUGGAACGACAACACAGGGGCGUGGCAAGACACGGACCCGGGCUCCGCGCCCUGUCUCGGCGACCACGGGGAGACGUGGUGGGAGAUCGCCCUGGACAAGCACGGCACGAUCAGGCAGAACGUCGACAGUCUAGGCCAGCGGUAUGCUUGGGUCGAGGUCUGGGACGACAGGCGGCACCGGCCGUUCUACCAACACCGACGCAUGCACUACAGCAGCAUCGACCGCCCGGUGGAUCUGGCGUGGCGCCGCGUCAACAUGGAGGACGUGUCGAACGUGGAGGACGCGGACAUGCCGUACUCGCCCUUCGGCAUCAGCAUGUAG
Molecule: messenger RNA, 465 nt
Organism: Pedinophyceae sp. YPF-701
Lineage: Eukaryota; Viridiplantae; Chlorophyta; Pedinophyceae
Source: the annotation of a GenBank genome assembly